AUGAACUCCGAGACCUCGCGAAUCAAGUCCACUUCUGUCACACUCACCGGCGGAGAGACCUGGGAUGAUUGGCUCUGGGUGAUCAGGGAUAUGGCUGAGCGCCUGAAGCACUGGGAAUAUAUGGACCCCUCGCUGGCCACUAGGCCAGAGCCUCCUGAGGAGACAGAAGAUCUUUCCACAGAAGACUGGAAACUGUAUAAGAUGAAGACCUCGGCUAGUGAUCGUUACCAUCGUAACGAGGCAAAAAUGCUCGAUGCUAUCAUCGAAUCUAUCGACAAGGUCUUCCUCAUUUACCUCCGAGGGCCAACCAUCAACAACAACUGGGACAGAACGAAAGCUCUCAAGGAGCAAGUAUGUCCAUCAAAGUCGACCAGAGAGCAAUACUGCCGUGAUAAGUAUCAAGGCCUUCUCAAGGCUCGCAAGCGAACCAAUAUCGAUAAAUGGAUCAGCCAAUGGCAGGCUGUCUGUCAGCAGGCCCAGGAACUCAAACUGCCUGAGGUUCACGGCGAUAGGGCCCAAUAUGACUUCAUCGCCGCCGUCAGUAAUGUCGACGAGGACUGGGCUAGAGGCAAACGUCAGAUGAUGCUAGAUGCUCCAGACAAUAGUCCUCCAACAAUCACCUACCUAGUUGACAACUUCUGCAAGGCCAGACAGAAAACACAGAGCCAGCGUAACUCGCAACCUGGAAGGGCCCCUCACGGAGCCUUUGCUACCUUCCAAGGUAAGCACCACAGGCCGCAGAAUGACAAGCCAACACAGCCUUGUGUAUGCGGCGAAAACCACUGGUUUAGAGAAUGCGCCUACCUGAACAAGGCUAUACGCCCAAAAGGCUGGCAGCCUAACAAGGACGUCCAGGGCAGAAUAGCAGAGACGUUGAGGGCAAAGCCUAGGCUCAAGAGGCAUCUCGAACGCGUUAAUAAUACCGCCAGACGGUCUCAAUUCCGCAGAAAGGAAGCCGCCAACGGCUGUAAGGAACCCUCCUCUUCUGCAGAGACAUAUCUCGAUGGCGACGACUCUGACGUUUCAGAUCACAUAGGAGUGCUUCACGCCGACACGGUGCCAGAUGAAAAUUUGCAUGAAUCCGUGAAGCCGUUACCUGUCGCGUCAGCACCUUUUCCUGUGCGGAGAGGAGCGCCUUAUCGUUGA
Cladophialophora psammophila CBS 110553 is the source of this 1146-nucleotide messenger RNA. RefSeq lists its product as uncharacterized. Bases 1 to 1146 code for a protein of 381 amino acids. NCBI's taxonomy places the organism in Eukaryota, Fungi, Ascomycota, Eurotiomycetes, Chaetothyriales, Herpotrichiellaceae. The transcript has a single exon. The record is from RefSeq and is a predicted model, not a curated record.